UGUUUCUGACCAAUAAACUGAAGGAGACUGAAGCAAACGACUGUGUGUGUGUCUCGUUCUUCCCGUGUGUGUUUGCAUGAAGAGAAUCUGAAGAAGAACGUAUUUCCAGCAAGAAAAGAAUCAUGUGUCUUUUGUGGCUUCUGCUGUUUCUUCUUGUUUCAGCACAGUGUCAGACUCUGUUUGAUAAAUUCUCACUGGAGCUGAAGCCACCAAAUGAGAGAGAAUUAUUUGUCAAUGAUAAAGUUGUCUUGGAAGUUGUUGUUUCUGGAGAUAAAUGUCAGUCAGCGGAAAAGGCUUCAGUAGCAUGCAAAGUAAAGAAUGAAUCUGUAUCAGGAAAUAUACACUUUUCUCAGGACACUUCACCGUUUAUAAGAGUCAAAAAUGUCACUGUUGAUGCAAAUAAAUGGUUUGAUGGUGAACCGGUCACCUGCACCAUUCAUGACCCAAAUAACAACAGAGACUUCCAGUGGGAGAUCCGUUUCGACAAAGGAGAUGGACAGAAACCCAGUGUUUUCAUUUACAAACCCGAUUUUAUUGACACAGACCAGACUAGAGUCUCUCUGGUGUGUGAGGUCACCAGCCCUAAACUUGGCAAUGUCUAUAUCAUGUGGAAAGUUGACAAUGAGCCUUACAGAAAGGGCUUAACCAGCGCUCCCAUCCAUCAACCGAACUCCACAUCUGUACUCAGCAUACUAACAUUGUCAAAACAAGAGUAUGCAAAGUUCAACAUCAUCACCUGCGCAGUCAUACAUGCCAACAUGAAUAACAGAAGAGCUCCAUUACAAGUUUCAGCAUUCCAAAGUAAACAGCCAGAGUUAUCUUGUGAUUAAAGAACUGGACCAAAUGAUCACUGCGUUUAUGUUGUUGACUUCUAUGUUCUCAUCAGAUCAUAUAUCUUCGGUGUUUGUGCACUUUUCUGUCUGUAUCUGUUUCACUGAACUGCAUCGUUCAGACAUCAAUACCAAAUUAAAGUCCGAACUAUGUGCGUAAUAUGUUAUUGCAUGCAAAUAAAUAUGUCCACACAAAACAUAUAAUCAGCAUAAAUAUCAUAGUGUGAAAAUUCAAGUGUUUUCAAGAACAUGUCCUGUGCUUUCUGUACUGCUGUUUACCCAGUCAUGCCAUGUAAUAUAUUCUAACAUUUUCAAUUUUUGUUUACUAAAAUUAUGAUUUCAAAUCCAAAACAGUUGAUUUUGUUGUUUUAGAAUAUUAAAGGGAUAGUUCACCCAAAAAUGAAAAUUAUGUCAUUAAUGACUC
Molecule: messenger RNA, 1254 nt
Organism: Cyprinus carpio (common carp)
Lineage: Eukaryota; Metazoa; Chordata; Actinopteri; Cypriniformes; Cyprinidae
Exons: 4
Coding region: 123-830 (235 amino acids)
Source: RefSeq, a predicted model, not a curated record